Ipomoea triloba (trilobed morning glory) is the source of this 1600-nucleotide messenger RNA. RefSeq lists its product as uncharacterized. Bases 80 to 1516 code for a protein of 478 amino acids. The record is from RefSeq and is a predicted model, not a curated record. The transcript has 3 exons. NCBI's taxonomy places the organism in Eukaryota, Viridiplantae, Streptophyta, Magnoliopsida, Solanales, Convolvulaceae.
AUUCUCCAUCUUCCCCGUCGAUAUUCCGAAUCCUUAUUAACUCCGAGAAACAAUAAUACUGUGUAACAAGACGACAAUAAUGUCUGUUAGAAAAGGCGGCGAUGAGAAUAAUAAGGAGAGGAUUGUCGGAGGCACUGAACACGCCUGGUGCAAAGCCGUCUCCGGCGGCACAGGCAUCACAGUGCUGGCGUUUCUCGUGUCGCCGGAAGCGGCGGACACUUGUGUUCUCCGAAAUGCCCUCCACAACAUCCUAAAUUCCCAUCCUACCCUCCGCUCCAAGCUUCUCUACAACGCCGCAACCAAGGCGUUCUCCUUCGCCAUAUCCGCCACCCCAGACGUCCAAAUCACGCGCUUCGACGCGCCGGCGACUCUGCAGUUACUCCGGUCCCGGAAAGAUUCCUCAUCCGACGUCGUUUCUCUCUCUCCCUUCCAGAUAAUCCUCGAGCACGAGCUGAGCAACAACGCCGCGUGGCGAAACCCUAAUUCCUUCCCGCCUUCCGGCGCCGACGUGCUCUUCGCGAGCGUUUACGCGUUGCCGGAGGACGGGAAGCGCGUGAUGGCGCUGCGGUUCCACACGGCGGUGUGCGACCGGACCACGGCGGUGGCGCUGCUGGGGGAGUUGAUGGAGUUUAUGGGGGAGGGGACACUGAAGGGAAUAAAGAACGAAGGGGAGGGUAGUUUCGGAAUAGAAAAUGUUGUCCCCAGUGAGAAAUCAAAGAAGAGGCUUUGGGCUCAUGGCUUAGACAUGCUGGGGUAUUCUGUCAACUCUUUCCGUUUGACUAAUUUGAAGUUCAAUGACGUAAAAGGGCCUAGGCAUUCUCUUGUGGUUAGGCUGCAGUUGAACCUCCAUCACACUUCAAGAAUCCUUGCAGGUUGCAAAUCUGCUGGGAUCAAGUUAUGUGGAGUUUUAACAGCAGCAGGAUUGAUAGCAGCACAUUCUUCAAGAUCCCAGUGGGAUCAUCAUCAUCAGCAGCAGAAGAAGAAAUAUGGAGUUGUGAUACUCACUGACUGCCGUUCAAUUCUUGAUCCCCCUCUUUCUUCUCACCAUUAUGGAUUCUAUCACUCUGCAAUUCUCAACAUGCACACCAUGAAGGGAGGAGAAAGCCUGUGGGAUUUGGCAAAGAGAAGCUACAAUGCCUUCGAGAAUUCCAAGAAAUCCAACAAACAUUUCUCGGACAUGGCGGACCUCAAUUUCCUGAUGUGCAAGGCCAUCGACAACCCUAAUCUGACGGCGUCAUCAUCGUUGAGAACCUCCUUUAUAACGGUGUUCGAGGAGCCGGUGGUUUACGACAUCAGCGCCGACAUCCAACGGGACCUCGGCGUGGAAGACUACGUGGGGUGUUCCUCGGUUCACGGCGUGGGACCGUCGAUCGCCGUGUUUGACGCCGUGAUUGACGGAAAACUUGACUGUGCAUGUGUUUAUCCGUCACCUUUGCAUUCCAGGGAACAAAUGCACGAGCUGGUUGAUGAGAUGAAGAGGGUUCUUAUUGAUGCCACCAAAUGCAUUGAUGAAUAGGGGGAAUUUACUGUCAAAAAAAUUUCAGAAUAUUUUAAGUUAAUGACAUUUCUUUGAAGUAAAAUUCAUUAGUUUUUGAACUAA